Molecule: messenger RNA, 1049 nt
Organism: Lipotes vexillifer (Yangtze River dolphin)
Lineage: Eukaryota; Metazoa; Chordata; Mammalia; Artiodactyla; Lipotidae
Gene: PSMG1
Product: proteasome assembly chaperone 1
Exons: 7
Coding region: 50-919 (289 amino acids)
Biological process (GO): proteasome core complex assembly
Cellular component (GO): endoplasmic reticulum
Molecular function (GO): proteasome binding
Source: RefSeq, a predicted model, not a curated record
GCGUCGUGCUGUGGAGCCGCAGUUCGGCUGGGAGGGUGUGACGGUGGUUAUGGCGGCCACGUUCUUCGGGGAGGUGGUGAGGGCGCCGUGCCGAGCCGGGACGGAGGACGAGGAGGAGGAGGAAGAGGAGGGGAGGAGGGAGACGCCCGAAGACGGGGAGGUCCGGCAGCAACUAGCGCGGAAGAGGGAGGUGCGGCUCCUUCGAAGACAAACAAAAACAACUUUGGAAGUUUCUCUGCUAGAAAAAUAUCCUUGCUCCAAGUUUAUAAUUGCUAUAGGAAAUAAUGCAGUAGCAUUUUUGUCAUCAUUCAUCAUGAAUUCAGGAGUCUGGGAAGAAGUUGGUUGUGCUAAACUCUGGAAUGAAUGGUGUAGGACAGUGGACACUACACACCUGUCCCCCACAGAGGCUUUUUGUGUGUUUUAUCAUCUAAAAUCAAAUCCCUCGGUUGUGCUCUGUCAAUGUAGUUGCUACGUUGCUGAAGAUCAGCAGUAUCAGUGGCUGGAAAAGGUUUUUGGCUCUUGUCCAAGGAAGAAUAUGCAAGUAACUAUUCUUACAUGUCGACAUGUUACUGACUAUAAAACUUCAGAAUCUACCAGCAGUCUUCAUACUCCUUUCCUGAAAGCCCUAAAAACACAGAAUUUCAGAGAGCCUCCUUGCUGUUCACUGCUAGAACAACCAAAUAUCGUGCAUGACCUUCCUGCAGCAGUUCUGAGUUAUUGUCAAGUAUGGAAAAUCUCUGCAAUUCUGUACUUAUGUUAUACUGAUGUGAUGAAAUUAGACCUAAUCACAGUUGAAGCUUUUAAGCCUGUACUUUCUUCCAGAAGCUUGAAAAGUUUGGUUAAGAAUAUUCCCCAGAGCACAGAGAUACUGAAGAAAUUGAUGACAACAAAUGAGAUUCAGAGUAACAUUUACACAUGAUUCCAAAGAUUGUUUUGUAGAGUAUAUUACCCAUCCAUUCCUAGAAGGGGAGCGGCAUGCACUGUUUUGUAGGUUACUUUUUCUUCAGGGAAGUAUUUUGAGGAUGUUAACAGAAUAAACUUAUUUUAAA